Rhinocladiella mackenziei CBS 650.93 is the source of this 777-nucleotide messenger RNA. RefSeq lists its product as uncharacterized. Gene Ontology annotation, molecular function: oxidoreductase activity, acting on NAD(P)H, oxygen as acceptor. The record is from RefSeq and is a predicted model, not a curated record. The transcript has 3 exons. Gene Ontology annotation, cellular component: intracellular anatomical structure. NCBI's taxonomy places the organism in Eukaryota, Fungi, Ascomycota, Eurotiomycetes, Chaetothyriales, Herpotrichiellaceae. Bases 1 to 777 code for a protein of 258 amino acids.
AUGUUCGAGCUCAAAAACCGCAACUACAUCAUCACAGGCGGAGGCCGGGGUAUCGGGUAUGCUAUCACACGCGCGAUCGCAGAAAUGGGAGGCAAUGUGGCUGUUCUUGAUAUCCUCGACUCGCCCGUCAAAGACUUCGGUACCUUGGAAGGAGAUUUCGGAGUCAAAGCCAGGUACAUUCACGCAGACGUCACCAAUGAAAAGAGCUUGAACCAGGCUUUUGACCGGUCAAUGGCCGAGCUGGGGACGCUGGAUGGCUGUGUAACAGCCGCUGGCAUCGCUCUGGACAAACCUUUUGUGGAGCAGUCAUGGAAAGAAGUCGCUAGAGUGCAAGAUGUGAAUGUUACUGGUACAUUUUUUACUGCUCAAUUGGCAACAAAACGGAUGGAGAAGCAAGGCACCGGUGGAAGCCUGGUCCUCAUCGCAUCUGUCUGUGCGCACUGCGCUAUUCCUGGACAUCGACUUUCCGCAUAUCACGCUUCCAAGGGUGCAGUAAAGAUGCUGAGCACGGCUCUAAGUGUUGAACUUGCACCCCAAGGCAUCCGAUGCAACACCAUUUCGCCUGGAUACAUCGAGUCGGAUAUGACCAAAGGCUUACGAGCACAACAUCCGUAUUUAGUCGAAUUGAUGCAUACCGCACCCCCCAUGAAACGUAUUGGCAACCGUAACGACCUGACUGGCACUGCCAUCUAUUUGUUGAGUGAUGCCGCUGCAUAUACCACCGGUGCCGACAUUGCUGUUACCGGCGGCCUUCACGCAGGCAGAAUCGAAGCUUGA